AUGUGUACGCGCAGUGUCAUCGAAUACCGCUGCAAGCACCAGGUCUCCAGAGGGAACACACGGUGCUAUCGCGACGACUGCCCCGGCCCGAGAGACGAGGUUGCAUAUGACUCGGAGGACUGCCCGCAAUGCGAAGGCAACAAGAGAGUCCACUCUGCUCGAUGGUGCCCCAUGGGCUGCGCGUGUAAAUGCGUCGUCAUGUAG
Molecule: messenger RNA, 204 nt
Organism: Trichoderma asperellum CBS 433.97
Lineage: Eukaryota; Fungi; Ascomycota; Sordariomycetes; Hypocreales; Hypocreaceae
Source: RefSeq, a predicted model, not a curated record